Messenger RNA from Tachysurus fulvidraco (yellow catfish), 2268 nucleotides. RefSeq names its product DNA replication fork stabilization factor DONSON. Gene Ontology annotation, biological process: nuclear DNA replication. Gene Ontology annotation, cellular component: nucleus. The record is from RefSeq and is a predicted model, not a curated record. The transcript has 10 exons. The coding region runs from base 144 to 1943 and encodes 599 amino acids. NCBI's taxonomy places the organism in Eukaryota, Metazoa, Chordata, Actinopteri, Siluriformes, Bagridae.
GACGAACGCAUCCGCAGUAGCGUUCACGUCACGCGGGAAAUUCAGAUUCUGAACACAAGAGUCGGAGCGCGCGCGCCUUCAUCUGCAGCUCCGUGUGUGUUGCGUGUCUGCGUUUAUCCGUUAUUAUAAGGACUAAAGCAGACAUGAGCGAUCACAGCUGUUACUCUCCGAGCUUUAAGAAGCCGUGUGAUGUCCUUCGCAUGAGGAGGAAGCGGAGCGCGACGGUGAUCCGGGGCGCUGCGGCGGCGUUCUGCGGCUCAGAGGGAGCUGAAAUCCGGCCUUUCGCUCCUGGGCCGCGGCUCAACACUCACAGGCAAGCAGCCGGCGGAUUAAAGCGCAGAAACCCGUUCGCCAACAUCGAAAACACCUACAGCAGCCCGAAGAAGCGAAACUGCUCAGGAAACACAGCGGAGAGCAAACAGCUGUUCAGCGCUUUGUGUGAGGAGGAAAACCAGCGGAAUGCUAACAGUUUAGUGUCUCUGCGGGAAAACAGCCUCCAAACCGUUCGUACUAAGUCAGAGGAACUGGUUUGUCUUUCUGAAGAUCAGUCGUUAUUUGAUGACGAUGUAUUUGAGUCUGAAAAAGAGACUCUUGUCCUGAAGAGUCCCGGGGCUCCUGAUCUUUGCAGUGAAUCCCAUCCAGAAGUGUGUAGAGAAUAUCCAGCAGACUGGAGCCUGAAGACCCGAGUGCUCGUCACCUCUCCGCAGUCCUUCUCCUGGGCCGAGCAUCUAAAAGCUCAAGAGGAAGCACAGGGCCUGAGCUUACACUGCAGGGCAGAGUACACUCCUCUUCCACACAGUAUCCAGGACCCUCGCAGCUGUGCAGAGCUUCGCUGUGGUUUCCAGCAGUGUCUGCAGUACUGGCAGCAUCCUUCACUGCCGUGGCUCUCUCUGUUCCCCAGGAUCGGUGCCAAUCGUGGUUUUUCUGGCAAAAGUACACCAUGGGCACAAGAUACUGCCUUACAGCAGUGCAUGAUGAGUGAAUGGUCUGUGAGCUUGACGUCUUUGUACAGUCUCCUAAAGGCCAGACUCUGUCCAUACUUCUACCUUUGUUCCUACCAGUUCACUGUGCUGUUCAGAGCAGCAGGACUGAGUGGAGCGAAAGGCAUCACUGCACUGCUCUCCCCAACCACCAGGGGUCUGCGGGAAGCCAUGAAAGCUGAGGGGAUAGAGUUCUCACUCCCUCUACUGGAAGAGAGGAGGAAGAGCAAAGAGAGCGGCUCUGUGCUGACCGAAGGAGAUGAACACUGCAGCACCUUGACAUCCGAGUUUAGUGAUAAGGAAGAAGAGGAGGCGGAAGAGGAUGAUGAUGAUGAUGAAUGUUUCUCCUGGCUGAAAGAGAUGGGGGUACAAGACAAGAUCAAGAAGCCAGAUGCCAUCUCAAUCAAGCUGCGGAAAGAGCACAACGAGGUACGACUGGACCACAGGCCCGAGUCUGUAGUUCUGGUGGAGGGUUCAAACUCCUUCACCUUGAUCAAUUUCCUCAUCAACUGUAAGAGCCUGGUGGCUGCAGCCGGUCCUCAGGCAGGUUUACCCCCAACACUGCUGGCCCCAACAGCGUUCAGAGGAGCUACACUGCACACACUGAAGGCACGAAGUAUAAACGUGAAGACCCAAGUGAGGACGGGUUAUCAGGACGUGUGCAGUCUGGAGGUCACCGGUCCUGUAAUGCCCCAUGCACUACACACACUGACCCAGCUCCUGAGACCAGCCCAGAAAGGAGGCUUCUCCAUGGCACUGUACACACACGAGCCUAGCGCGGUUCUAAACGUCCCAGUCAGCAGGCCGUCUGAACCUGACCAACAGAGUAACGUGUUGGAGGAGUUGAGCCGCUGCGGUCUACAGAAGAACACGGUGCAACAGCUGAGCGAGCAGGCGACGCUGGGCAAGAGUGCACUCCGACACCUGGACCUGAGGGACUACUCAUACAGCUGGAGGUCCUGAAGCCUCUCUACAACCCAUGGACCUCCUCCAACUAUAGAAUGGGACGUCACAAUAAAUCAAACACUGCUUCUUAAUUCUGAAGGUUAACUGUUUAACUUGGUGUUUUUGUUCAUUUAGCUGUUAGUAUGUUUUUAACAUGUGACCCUGUUUAAAGGGGUUUCAUUUCACUACUCAUUUGCAAUUGAAGCUGUUCGACUCAUCAUUUUAACAUCAUGCACGUGAUUUAGGAAAGAAUUCGGACAAAAAUGUAGCUUUAUAUAAUGAAAAAUAUGGUGUGCAUUUAUUUUAAUCUUCUUGUGUAUUAAAUGAACUGUUUUUUAUUGUA